Messenger RNA from Ochotona princeps (American pika), 6268 nucleotides. It is a transcript of the gene PSME4, whose product is annotated as proteasome activator subunit 4. NCBI's taxonomy places the organism in Eukaryota, Metazoa, Chordata, Mammalia, Lagomorpha, Ochotonidae. Gene Ontology annotation, cellular component: nucleus; spermatoproteasome complex; cytosol. Gene Ontology annotation, molecular function: peptidase activator activity; proteasome binding. The record is from RefSeq and is a predicted model, not a curated record. The transcript is spliced from 47 exons. Gene Ontology annotation, biological process: proteasomal ubiquitin-independent protein catabolic process. The coding region runs from base 25 to 5559 and encodes 1844 amino acids.
GGGGUGGGGGGUGGCCCUGGGCUCAUGGAGCCGGCCGAGCGGGCGGGAGGCGGGGAGCCCCCGGAGCCGGGCGGGCGUCUCGGGCUGGGCUGCCGAAGCUUCGUCCCGCAGAAGGAGAUUGUGUACAACAAGCUGCUGCCCUAUGCCGAGCGGCUGGACGCCGAGUCCGACUUGCAGCUGGCCCAGAUCAAAAGCAACCUGGGCCGGGCCGUGCAGCUCCAGGAGCUCUGGCCCGGGGGCCUCUUCUGGACCAGGAAACUCUCCACAUAUAUUCGACUUUAUGGGAGAAAAUUUAGCAAAGAAGAUCAUGUUCUUUUUAUUAAGUUAUUAUAUGAGCUGGUAUCGAUUCCCAAACUGGAAAUCAGCAUGAUGCAAGGAUUUGCGCGUCUCUUGAUCAACUUGCUGAAGAAAAAGGAGCUUCUUUCAAGAGAUGAUUUGGAGUUACCAUGGAGACCACUUUAUGAUAUGGUGGAAAGAAUAUUAUAUUCCAAGACAGAGCACCUGGGAUUAAAUUGGUUUCCUAAUUCUGUAGAAAAUGUUCUCAAAACACUGGUGAAAAGCUGUCGACCGUAUUUCCCAGUGGAUGCCACAGCUGAAAUGCUAGAAGAAUGGCGACCUUUAAUGUGUCCCUUUGAUGUAACAAUGCAAAAGGCCAUCACUUACUUUGAAAUAUUUCUUCCUACCUCCCUUCCUCCAGAACUUCAUCAUAAAGGUUUUAAACUUUGGUUUGAUGAAUUAAUUGGCCUUUGGGUUUCAGUGCAAAAUCUCCCACAGUGGGAGGGGCAACUAGUAAAUCUCUUUGCUCGGUUGGCUACAGAUAAUAUAGGGUACAUCGACUGGGAUCCAUAUGUACCAAAGAUAUUUACAAGAAUUUUGAGAAGCUUGAACCUUCCAGUUGGAAGCAGUCAAGUAUUAGUUCCAAGAUUUUUAACAAAUGCUUAUGAUAUAGGACAUGCUGUAAUUUGGAUUACUGCUAUGAUGGGUGGACCAAGUAAGCUAGUACAGAAACAUUUAGCUGGUUUGUUUAACAGCAUUACAUCUUUUUACCAUCCUUCAAAUAAUGGGCGCUGGCUGAAUAAGUUAAUGAAACUACUUCAGCGACUGCCAAACAGUGUUGUUAGAAGAUUGCAUCGUGAAAGAUACAAGAAGCCCUCUUGGUUAACUCCUGUGCCUGAUAGCCAUAAGCUCACUGAUCAAGAUGUUACAGACUUUGUACAAUGCAUUAUUCAGCCUGUCCUCUUGGCUAUGUUUAGCAAAACUGGUAGUCUAGAAGCAGCCCAGGCUCUGCAGAAUCUUGCACUCAUGAGACCUGAGUUAGUAAUACCCCCUGUACUUGAAAGAACAUAUCCUGCACUAGAGACAUUAACAGAACCUCACCAGCUCACAGCCACUUUAAGUUGUGUAAUUGGAGUAGCCCGCAGUUUGGUAUCCGGGGGCAGGUGGUUUCCUGAAGGUCCAACACACAUGCUACCUCUGUUGAUGAGAGCAUUGCCUGGGGUGGAUCCAAAUGAUUUUAGUAAAUGCAUGAUCACAUUCCAGUUUAUAGCAACAUUUUCUACUCUGGUGCCUUUAGUGGAUUGUUCAUCUGUACUACAAGAAAAAAAUGACCUCACAGAAGUGGAACGAGAACUUUGUUCAGCCACGGCUGAGUUUGAGGAUUUUGUUCUACAGUUUAUGGACAGAUGUUUCGGACUUAUAGAAAGUAGCACAUUGGAACAAACCAGGGAAGAGACAGAAACUGAAAAAAUGACUCACUUGGAGAGUUUGGUCGAAUUAGGUCUCUCUUCUACGUUUAGUACAAUCCUCACACAGUGUUCCAAAGAAAUAUUUAUGGUGGCCCUUCAGAAGGUGUUUAAUUUUUCUAUUUCACAUAUAUUUGAAACAAGAGUAGCAGGCCGGAUGGUGGCAGACAUGUGCCGUGCUGCUGUAAAGUGCUGCCCAGAAGAAUCUUUGAAGUUAUUUGUUCCUCACUGCUGCAAUGUUAUAACUCAGCUUACGAUGAAUGAUGAUGUAUUGAAUGAAGAAGAAUUAGACAAGGAGUUACUAUGGAAUCUUCAACUUUUAUCUGAGAUCACUCGUGUGGAUGGGAAGAAGUUGCUUCUUUAUAGGGAGCAGCUUGUAAAGAUUCUCCAAAGAACCCUACGUUUAACUUGUAAGCAGGGUUACACUCUGUCUUGUAACCUUUUGCAUCAUCUUCUUCGUUCUACUACACUAAUCUACCCUACAGAAUACUGCAGUGUGCCAGGAGGCUUUGACAAGCCUCCCUCUGAAUACUUUCCUAUCAAGGACUGGGGCAAACCUGGUGACUUGUGGAAUCUUGGGAUCCAGUGGCAUGUUCCUUCACAACAAGAAGUGUCUUUUGCCUUCUCUCUGUUGGAUUCUUUUCUUCAGCCUGAGCUCGCCAAACUGGAGAAUUGUGGAGAUGGAGAACUCGAAAUGUCCAGAGAUGAUAUUCUACAGAGUUUGACCAUAGUACACAACUGUUUAAUUGGCUCAGGAAACCUACUACCUCCAUUGAAAGGAGAGCCAGUUGCCAACUUGGUACCGAGUAUGGUGUCCUUGGAAGAAACAAAGUUGUACACUGGGCUUGAAUAUGAUCUUUCUAGAGAGAACCAUCGUGAAACAAUUGCUAGGGUCAUAAGGAAGCUACUUAAUCAUAUUCUUGUUAAUUCUGAAGAUGAUACUAAGUCAUUGUUUCUUAUCAUAAAGAUUAUUGGAGACCUUUUGCAAUUCCAAGGAUCUCACAAACAUGAAUUUGACUCCCGGUGGAAAAGCUUUAAUUUAGUAAAAAAAUCAAUGGAAAAUCGGCUCCAUGGGAAAAAACAACAUAUCAGAGCUUUAUUGAUCGACAGAGUAAUGUUACAGCAUGAGCUAAGAACACUAACUGUUGAGGGUUGUGAAUAUAAAAAGAUACAUCAAGAUAUGAUCAGAGAUCUUCUUCGGUUAUCUACAAGUUCAUACAGUCAGGUCAGAAAUAAGGCUCAGCAAACAUUUUUUGCUGCCUUGGGAGCCUAUAACUUCUGUUGCAGAGAUAUCAUUCCCUUGGUUUUGGAAUUCUUACGGCCCGAUAGGAAAGAUGUUACACAACAGCAGUUCAAGGGUGCUUUAUAUUGCCUCCUUGGAAAUCACAGUGGUGUGUGCUUGGCAAAUCUUCAUGACUGGGACUGUAUUGUACAGACAUGGCCAGCAAUUGUUUCUUCAGGGCUUAGCCAAGCAAUGUCACUAGAAAAACCAUCAAUAGUGAGACUGUUUGAUGACCUUGCAGAAAAGAUUCAUCGACAAUAUGAAACAAUUGGCUUGGACUUCAACAUUCCAAAGUCAUGUGUUGAAAUAGCAGAAUUACUACAACAGUCACAAAACCCCUCUGUCAACCAGACAUUGCUUAGCCCAGAAAAAAUUAAAGAAGGACUUAAACGCCAACAAGAAAAGAAUGCUGAUGCCCUAAGGAACUAUGAAAAUUUGGUAAACACCUUGCUAGAUGGUGUGGAGCAAAGAAAUCUGCCCUGGAAAUUUGAGCACAUAGGCAUUGGACUGCUGUCUCUGCUCCUGAGAGAUGACCGAGUGUUGCCUCUUCGUGCCAUACGGUUUUUUGUUGAGAAUCUCAACCAUGAUGCAAUCGUAGUUCGAAAGAUGGCUAUCUCAGCUGUUGCUGGUAUUCUCAAACAGUUAAAAAGAACACACAAAAAGCUGACUAUCAACCCUUAUGAAAUCAGUGGAUUUCCCAAACCUGCCCAAAUUCUAGCUGGUGAUAGGCCUGAUAAUCAUUGGUUGCAUUAUAAUAGCAAAAGUAUACCAAGAACUAAAAAAGAAUGGGAGUCAAGUUACUUUGUGGAAAAAACUCACUGGGGGUACUACACCUGGCCAAAGAAUAUGGUUGUUUAUGCUGGUGUGGAAGAGCAGCCUAAGCUUGGCAGAAGCAGGGAGGAUAUGACAGAGGCAGAACAAAUUAUAUUUGAUCACUUUUCUGAUCCUAAAUUUGUUCAACAGUUAAUUACUUUUCUAUCUUUAGAAGACAGAAAGGGAAAAGAUAAGUUUAAUCCUCGACGUUUUUGCCUCUUUAAGGGUAUUUUCAGAAAUUUUGAUGAUGCCUUUCUACCAGUUCUGAAGCCCCAUUUAGAACGUUUGAUUGCAGAUUCACAUGAAAGUACCCAGCGAUGUGUUGCGGAAAUCAUAGCUGGUCUAAUCAGAGGCUCUAAGCAUUGGACAUUUGAGAAGGUGGAGAAGCUUUGGGAACUUCUGUGCCCUCUGCUCAGAACAGCUUUGUCCAACAUCACAGUAGAAACUUACAAUGACUGGGGGACUUGCAUAGCGACUUCCUGUGAAAGCAGAGAUCCCCGGAAACUUCACUGGCUUUUUGAGCUGCUCUUGGAGUCGCCAUUGAGUGGAGAAGGAGGAUCCUUUGUAGAUGCCUGUCGGCUUUACGUACUACAAGGUGGCCUUGCCCAGCAGGAAUGGAGAGUACCUGAACUAUUGCACAGACUACUGAAGUACCUGGAACCCAAACUCACCCAGGUUUAUAAAAACGUCAGGGAACGAAUAGGGAGUGUACUGACCUACAUAUUCAUGAUAGAUGUGUCUUUGCCAAAUACUGCGCCAACAACAUCCCCUUGUAUCCCUGAGUUUACUGCUCGAAUCCUUGACAAAUUGAAACCCCUCAUGGAUGUGGAUGAAGAAAUUCAGAAUCAUGUUAUGGAAGAAAACGGAAUUGGGGAAGAAGAUGAACGAACUCAGGGCAUUAAACUUUUAAAGACAAUAUUGAAAUGGCUAAUGGCAAGUGCUGGAAGAUCCUUCUCUACAGCUGUGACAGAACAGCUCCAGCUUCUGCCUUUGUUUUUUAAGAUUGCUCCAGUGGAAAAUGACAAUAGCUAUGAUGAGCUGAAGAGAGAUGCAAAACUAUGCUUAUCACUAAUGUCUCAGGGGUUGCUCUACCCUCAUCAAGUGCCUUUGGUGCUUCAGGUGCUAAAACAAACAGCAAGGAGCAGUUCUUGGCAUGCGAGAUACACAGUUCUGACCUACCUCCAGACCAUGGUAUUUUAUAACCUCUUUAUUUUCCUAAACAAUGAAGACGCAGUUAAAGACAUCAGAUGGCUGGUUAUAAGUCUUUUGGAAGAUGAACAGCUAGAGGUUCGGGAAAUGGCUGCUACCACUUUAAGUGGUCUGUUACAAUGUAACUUCCUUACCAUGGACAGUCCUAUGCAGAUUCAUUUUGAGCAACUUUGCAAGACAAAACUACCUAAGAAGAGAAAACGAGACCCUGGUUCUGUGGGAGACACCAUUGGUAACACUGCUGAGUUGGUCAGACGCCAUGCUGGGGUGCUAGGCCUUGGUGCAUGUGUUCUUUCUAGUCCUUACAAUGUUCCCACCUGGAUGCCCCAGCUCCUGAUGAAUCUCAGUGCACAUCUGAAUGACCCACAGCCUAUUGAGAUGACUGUAAAAAAGACCUUAUCCAAUUUCCGAAGAACACACCAUGACAAUUGGCAAGAACACAAGCAGCAGUUCACUGAUGACCAACUGCUUGUCCUCACCGAUCUUCUUGUGUCACCAUGCUAUUAUGCAUAGAAGGAUGACUAGUCCUCACUUUGGGCUGUUUGCAACAGAAAAUCCAGAUCCUCAGGUACCAUCUGUGGUGGCUCACUGCAGGCUUGAAGACGCUGCCUCUGUAGAGCUCUCAUCAUUUUGGUGGUUUCUGUGCUUGGUCUCUUUAGUCUGCAUUCCACAGGUUCUCAGCUGCAGUUUGAUUUCCUAACUUGUCUGGAAAUGUUUCCAGAAUAUUGAUCACUUUUGUUUUGAGACAUCUGACAAAGUCACAAGGUCUCAGACUAGAAAUAAUUACCCAGUAUGAUCAUGGCGUCCAAAAAACAGUCGAAGAACGCAUUAAGCAACAGUUCACUUGGAAUGGAGACUGUCCCAUCAGCAGUACAGGUCCUGUCAUUUCAUUCAUCUCAAAUGAUUUUAAAUCCUUCCCCAACAGAGGUUAGUUGUAGAUGGUUGCAGGGCUCUGAGUAAUAAAUCUGCAGCCUUGGCUCUGGAGAACCUGGAAGAGAAAAGGAACAGGGACAAGUCUUGAACCCAUCCGCUGGAUGACCUGAUGGACUGCUUGACCAAGACACAGAGGAGAAAUCUGUGUCUGCGCUUCCCACAGCCUUGGAGAUUUGGUGCUGAAUAGAGCCAGUUGCAGAAAACCGGGGGUUUGGUGAAUACAUUUUUGAUUGCGUAUUCUGUGUGUGCAAUGUGUGAUUUUGAAAAUAAACAGCAACAAUAAUAAAAA